Messenger RNA from Scomber japonicus (chub mackerel), 1318 nucleotides. It is a transcript of the gene metap1d, whose product is annotated as methionyl aminopeptidase type 1D (mitochondrial). The record is from RefSeq and is a predicted model, not a curated record. Gene Ontology annotation, molecular function: metalloaminopeptidase activity. Gene Ontology annotation, biological process: proteolysis. The coding region runs from base 23 to 1048 and encodes 341 amino acids. The transcript is spliced from 10 exons. NCBI's taxonomy places the organism in Eukaryota, Metazoa, Chordata, Actinopteri, Scombriformes, Scombridae.
CCCAUAUGACCGAUAUAUAUUGAUGGCUGCCAAUUCUUCCGCAGGACUUCUGUCAAGGAGGUCAGGACUCUGUGGUUUCCUGCAGAGAGUUUGCUGUCUAGGAAGCGGUGGUCCCCCUGCAGCCUUACUGUGUCAGCAACAUCGGCGCUUCUUCUGGAGGAAGUGGAAGAAUUCUCACUCUCACAAUGUAGUUCGCCCAGCUACUGUUAGGCCUGCCUACGCCGUACCAAAGCACAUUGUGCGACCUGACUAUGUGGGUACUGGAAAGGUCCCAGAGUGGCCAGACUACAUAGAGAUCAAAGACCAAGAGCAGAUCGAAGGUCUUGCCAGAGCAUGUCAGCUAGCCAGACAUGUACUGCUACUUGCCGGAUGCAAUCUGAAGGUUGGUAUGACAACAGACGAAAUAGACUUCAUCGUGCAUCAGGAGACAAUUAAGAACGAUGCCUACCCAUCCCCUCUGAGAUAUGGGGGUUUCCCCAAAUCAGUCUGCACAUCUGUGAACAACGUGGUCUGUCAUGGCAUACCUGACAGUCGGCAACUCCAAGAUGGUGAUAUUAUCAACAUUGAUGUCACUGUGUAUUUAGAUGGUUACCACGGUGACACCUCGGAAACCUUCCUGAUUGGCCAGGUGGAUGAGGUUGGCCAACGAUUGGUGGAAACUGCCAGGCGUUGCCGAGAUGAGGCCAUUGCUGCCUGCAAGCCGGGCGCACAGCUCUGUGUUAUAGGGAACACUAUAAGUGAAGUAGCCCAUGCCAAUGGCUUCAAAGUGUGUCCAUAUUUCAUUGGACAUGGAAUAGGCUCCCGCUUUCACUGCCAUCCUGAGAUCUGGCACCAUGCAAAUGACAAUGACAUGACCAUGGAUGAAGGAAUGGCUUUCACAAUAGAACCCAUACUGAUGGAGGGAUCUGCAGAGUUUAGAAUCCUGAAGGACAAGUGGACAGCAGUAUCUGCAGAUGAUAAAAGGUCGGCUCAGUUUGAACACACGGUUGUCAUCACAUCUGACGGAGUGGAUAUUCUCACGAAACUCCCAGAAGAGAGCAAUCUGUGACCUGACGUGAUCUACCUGCAGACUUCUACACCAAGCUUUUACAAAUCUGUUUACAUCAAAGAGGGUCUAAUCUAUAUUCACUUUGUUUAUACUGAGUACAAGUCAGUAUAAAAGACCCCUCCCCCCUUGAAACAGUUAAAUAGCAUUCGUACAAGCAGGGUUGUAGCCAGGAUUCUAGAUGCACUGAGGUUAUGAGUCAAUAUCCCUCUGCACAACUUCAACCACUGUAACACUAAAACUAUUUGUACUAUGAGUAUUUAAUAAAAUCAU